AUGCAUGUGCCACCCCCACCCCAAUCGCCCACCACUACGACAUUCCACUGCAGCUUUGAAGGGCGUACAGUCCUCGACACGACCGUGGUCAAAGUGCAUAUUCUGGACGUGGAUUUGGUCACGUUUUUCACGCUGAUGGUUCAAACCGCGACGAUCACUCGGCCGUCAAAACACCGUCCCAUGACGGGGGGAGUCGCCUUCAUGGGCUUCGCCCCACUAGCUUCGACGACCUUGACCAAUGGCACUGUCGAGGACCACAGCGCUGCUGCCACGUACAUUGUGUCCCUCGGGUUGUCGUUUCCAUGCGACUUUGGCGCGUUUAAGCCGGUGACAUUGUCGUCGCCGAUACCCCCCCUCGAUGGCAUCUGGCAGGUGAACCUCGUAUCCACCAACGAAAGCGUACACUUUGCAUGCACCACAGGCAAGUAUCGCCGGUCCCCCGACAUCCAAGGCAGCUACAACUACUACUACUGGUCGCUUCCGUCCAAUGUCGUGGCGUUUGCGGCCAACUUGGACUUUAACGACGUCCAUCGGUGGACGCGGAGCUUUGGAUCCCCGACAUUUACCCGUCCAUCCAACGACGCGCUAGCCUUCGCAUCUUGCUGCCACUGGUCGACUGUGUACUCAAUCGGGCGGUGGUACCCGUUCCAGUGGGCUGUGAACCAAGCCACAGAUCAAAGCGGAUUGGGGGGAACGAUGUACUUUAACGACAAUGCCCGCGCCGACACGCUCUGGUGUUGCCUCGCAGCCUCCCACGCUCUCGCCACCUGCCUCCAUGUCCGCAUCCAUCUGUUUGUGGUGGUGGUGAUCUUUGUCGUGUGCGACUAUUUCCGCCUCGAGAUUGUAAACUACACGGGAAUGUACCUUGACCAUGUGAAUGCAUUUGCCACGUCAAACUACCUCGACAAUAUCAUUGCUCAACCAACUAAAGUCACCAUGAACGUAUGGGCGUUUCACGAAAACGUGACCACCGAUUACAAGUUGAUUCUGAACGAAUACACGUAUCUAUGGGUCGCCGCGGGCUUGUGCCAGGUCUACGUCGUUCUCGAGAAAGUUGCUCGCACCGAUAAUCUCGAUGCCGACGACAACAUGGUAGUUGAGCGACGGGUGGGCCGAAUCAGCUGCGAUGUGGUGGGGUUUGUAGCUCCAACAGACGACUACGGCCAGCAGACUCUUGUGGCCAUCAACGACUACGCGUAUAUUGUCGUGAACGCAGUGAUUGGUACGCUGUGGUUUACCGUGUGCGGUUUCCCCAUCGAUGACAUGAUGAUCUUGGGGAAAGUUCAAUUGCAUCCGCACCAUAUUCACCGCAUUUGGCGUGUGUCGCUGAAAUGUUUGCACUGA
Molecule: messenger RNA, 1344 nt
Organism: Aphanomyces astaci
Lineage: Eukaryota; Oomycota; Saprolegniomycetes; Saprolegniales; Verrucalvaceae
Exons: 4
Coding region: 1-1344 (447 amino acids)
Source: RefSeq, a predicted model, not a curated record